Gracilinanus agilis (Agile Gracile Mouse Opossum) is the source of this 2081-nucleotide messenger RNA. It is a transcript of the gene ELF3, whose product is annotated as E74 like ETS transcription factor 3. Gene Ontology annotation, cellular component: nucleus. NCBI's taxonomy places the organism in Eukaryota, Metazoa, Chordata, Mammalia, Didelphimorphia, Didelphidae. The coding region runs from base 135 to 1244 and encodes 369 amino acids. Gene Ontology annotation, molecular function: DNA-binding transcription factor activity, RNA polymerase II-specific; sequence-specific DNA binding. The record is from RefSeq and is a predicted model, not a curated record. The transcript has 9 exons. Gene Ontology annotation, biological process: cell differentiation; regulation of transcription by RNA polymerase II.
GGGGCUCCGCGAGCCGGUCCUACGCUGGGCAGUUACCUGUUGGCCUUCGCUUGCCGCCUGGAUUAUCCGCUGCUGUUAUCUGCCCCUCACGCCUGCCCUCAGUGCCCGGGCCCGCACUCCGGGAGGGGAACCUCAUGGCCGCAUCCUGUGAGAUCAGCAACAUUUUCAGCAACUAUAUCAGCGCCAUGUACCAGGCAGAAGACCCAACUCCGGCCUCAUCCACCACCUUGGGAGGUGACGACCUAGUGCUGACUCUGAGCAAUCCUCCGAUGCCCCUAGAGGGCACAGACAAAGCCAGCUGGUCAGGGAUGCUGCCCCAGUUGUGGUCAAAGGCCCAGGUUCUAGAAUGGAUCAGCUAUCAGGUGGAGAAGAAUAAAUAUGAUGCUAGCGCCAUUGACUUUUCUCGAUGCAAUAUGGACGGGGCCACGUUGUGCAGCUGCCCCCAGGAAGAGCUGGGCCAGGUCUUUGGACCCCUGGGGGAUGAGCUCUAUGCCCAGCUGCAAGAUCUCUCCUCUGGCACAUCUGAUGAGCUAAGCUGGAUCAUUGAGCUCCUGGAGAAGGAUGGGCUCACCUCUCAAGAUAUCAUGGGAGACUGGAUCACCUUUGAUCAUGGCAGCCCCUUCAACCAAGAUGUGUUGGAUGACUCCAGGUUGUCCAGUCCCUAUUACCCAGGAAGCUAUGGGGCAGGGGCUCCUUCUCCAGGAAGCUCAGAUGUGUCCACUUCAGGCACUGGAACCUCUCAAAGCCCCCACUCGGAUUCUGGUGGGAGCGACGUGGAUUUAGAUCCCACAGACAACAAACUCUUUUUUCCCAGUGACAACUUCCCUGACUAUAAGAAAGGGGAUCUGAAAUACGGGAAGAGAAAACGAGGGAGGCCACGAAAGCUGAGCAAGGAGAGCCGAGAGUGUCUGGAGAGCAAGAAGAGCAAACAUGCUCCAAGAGGUACACACCUAUGGGAGUUCAUAAGAGACAUCCUCAUCCACCCAGAACUCAAUGAGGGCCUCAUGAAGUGGGAGAACCGGCACGAGGGUGUCUUCAAGUUCCUUCGAUCUGAGGCUGUGGCCCAGCUGUGGGGUCAGAAGAAGAAAAAUAACAGCAUGACCUAUGAGAAACUCAGCCGUGCUAUGAGGUACUACUACAAGCGAGAGAUCUUAGAGCGAGUCGAUGGUCGCAGACUAGUCUAUAAAUUUGGCAAGAACUCAAGUGGUUGGAAGGAGGAGGAGGUCGUCUUGAGCCGGAACUAAAGGGGAGAGCCGUCGAGGGACUUGGGGGAGCAAUGAGCUUGCCCCCCCCUGGACCAGAGAUUUGUUCAGGCGUUCCUGGACCCCCAGCCCUCCAAGCCCCUUAAGAGGGAGGGAGGGUACCCAAGUUGGCGGCGCUGGAAGCCGAUGGGUGUGCCCCAGUGGAGUGAAACUGAACUUUGGCCUGCCAUGGGUUUGUUGUCCACAGUUGUCAUGGGAUAUGGAGACCUUGGGCCCCUCCCUCCUUUCUUUCCUCUUGGAAUUACAAACCCUGUGAGUGGACUCAGCCGUGGUGCUGCUGACUGAAACCAAGAGGUCUCUCUGAGCUGGGAUCCUGGAUGUCAGAGGAGAGCCGAGGACCCUUUUCUCGAAGAGCCCUGGACUGGCGUUACUUGGAGGGGAACAUGGGUGGCCUCUAGAAGAAGCCCUCAUAGAGAGAAGACUUGCCAGCACCUUCCCUCCAGGCCUGCCUUUUUCCUACGCUUGGACUGCGCGGGUCGUGGGUCAGAGCACUCCCUAAUUUAUGUGAUAUAAAUAUGUAAUAUGUAAAUAGAAAUCUUAUUUUUUCAGUGAUACCCCUUGUCCCCCCUACACUCCUUGACCUCUGUCUACGUGUGAGGACCAAGACCAAAGACAAUUGUUCUGAGGCCAGUAAGGACAGAUUUCAUGGCCACCCCCUGGACCUGGAUGGGUUUGGUUCUUCCCAUUACCCCCAUCUGCUGCAGGGGCUAAAUAAGGUGGUGAAACUGGACCCUGGGACUCCUGGUCACUCUUCUUGUCUCCAGAAUGGAUCAAAAAGUUGCAAUAAAACAUCUUUUGAGUUUUUGCUUUUGUUUUUAA